Molecule: messenger RNA, 1944 nt
Organism: Trypanosoma conorhini
Lineage: Eukaryota; Euglenozoa; Kinetoplastea; Trypanosomatida; Trypanosomatidae
Exons: 1
Coding region: 1-1944 (647 amino acids)
Source: RefSeq, a predicted model, not a curated record
AUGGACCUCUGGCUCCAUGACCAGCGUGGGACGCCGUCGUUUUCGAUGGGCCUCUUCGCAGACCGUGUCAACAGCAUCCUUGAGGCGCCGCUGCCGAAGUGUCUUCGACGGAGCGGGGAGGAGCCGGGCGCGUCUCCGCGGUCGACCAUGAUCGUUACCCCCGCUGCCGCGCCGGGGAGCGGCCGUGGUUCGCAGCCGGGGAAACCGAUUCACGAGGCCUUGCUUGAAAAGGGACGACUGAUGUCAGAGAAGAAGGAGGCGAUGCGGCUACGGGCGUUAGAGGAGGAGCUGAGUCAGCUGCGCCCGGCACCGAACAUCACUUACGAGGCGGCGCGAACCACCCCGCGGCGAGAGCAGCGGAUAGAGGACCGCCUGCUGCAGCGGGCGAAGGAGGCAGCUGAGCGCCGGGCGCUCGAGGCGAAGCAGCGGGAGGAGGCAUUCUCGAGGGAAUUGGCUGCUGUUGCCCCAUUUCAGCCGAAUAUAUCACGCAAAGGUCGACACGCGACCCCAAGGGCUCGCAGGAUGGCAGAAGAACCUCAAAAAGAUUGGAGUCGCCAGCGCGAGCAGAGUAGAGAGGCGGCGCGCACGGCGAAGUUACUAGAGGAGCUAAAAGAAGUUCGCGGGACCCCGAUUAUCAAUCCCCGCUCGGAAUGGCUUGCAGCUCGCCGGCGAGAAAAAGAGGGAUUAUCGGGUUUAAGUGCGAUUGACGCACUCAUGGAGCGAGACCGCAUUGCACAGUUGAAACGGUGGGAAAAGCACGAGCGCGGAAAAAAGACGGAACACAUCCCUCAAAUUACACUCUACGCCGCCACACUUCAGCGAAACGGGGAUGCGGCUGAGCGGUUAUACGCGGAUAGUCACAAGAAAGAAGAACGCCGCUUGCGGAAGGAGGAAGAGUGGAUAUCAGAAGGUCCGACGCCCUUCACGCCACGAAUCAGUCCACAUGCAGCUACGACACCGCGUUUCCGUAAUGUGGAAGAUGAGCUUAUGCAAAAGCAUGCGCAAAGCCUCGCAUGGAAAGAGGAGGCGCGGGAGCGGGAGCGGGAGCAAGAGCUGCGGCGUCAUCAGCCCAUGAUCAAUCUUGUAAGUGAGGCAAUUGCCUCACGGCUUCCUGAGACUUCCUAUGAGCGCCUGUAUCGCCAACCGAGGCGCACACCCAAGUACAGGGAUCCAUCGGCGACAGACUUAUCGUUUACUGGUAGUUGUAUUAGUGGUGGCCGUGUGGCUUCUCUUCCCGACUCCAUGGCAGAGUCCUUGCAGUCCUACGAAGAGUCUCGGCGUGAAAAGCUGCGGAAGCUUCGGGAGGAGCAAGAACAACAUCAACGAGUGGAGUGUACCUUUGCGCCUCUCAUAAACACGCGGGAUUCCAAGGUUGGGGGCCCAGAAAACGUAGCCGCGAGAAACCGGCAAUGGCUUGCACGUAAAGAAUGGAAGUUGCGGGAGCUGCGCCGACGAAAGGAGGCAGAUAAGGUAAAGGAGUGCACUUUCAAGCCGGAGCGCGAAGCUUCAAAGACCAAUUCUUCGCGUGGCGGGGAGAGCAUUUACGGGGGAGAUGGAACACCCUGGGGCGUGCAGGAAUACUUGGAGCGGCAGGAAGAAGCCCGUCGCCUGAGGAGAGAGCGCGAGAUGCGGUUGCAGCAGCAUCCGCCAAGUGAUCCACGUUCGACGACGACGGCGACGACUCCGCAGGAGUUCGUUUUGGGCAAACGGGACGGCCUGUCUGUGCGCAGCCUGCGGCGUCCCCCGCAGGUGCGUCUCUUGUCACCCGAGAAGGACGAUGACUCGCACGUCUCCCAGUCGCCAGAAGGGCAACCCUGGGAUGCCUUGUCUGUGUACGAACGCAUCUACAAUCGCAUCUACAGCACCGUUGUGGAUGGCGGCGGCGACGUCGGCAGUGACGGGGCAGCGGGACCACACUUCGUUGCUACUUCCUUGUAUCGGUGA